Scutellospora calospora is the source of this 342-nucleotide messenger RNA. NCBI's taxonomy places the organism in Eukaryota, Fungi, Glomeromycota, Glomeromycetes, Diversisporales, Gigasporaceae. The record is from the annotation of a GenBank genome assembly.
UCAUUUAACCAAUUUAAAGCAAUGGCAUCUUAUCAAACUACCGUUGACACUAAAGACAAUGAAUCUUGUUCGGUAAAGAAUUAUCAAGAGGAAGAAUGUCAGAAUGUAAUGGAAAUUCAAGAAAUGCACGUUCAAAAACCUAAAACAACUCCAAAUAAUUACUUUCCAAAAAAGUCUUUUAAUUCUCCCACGGACAGCAUUUUAUCUCCUUGUACUCGAAUGCUACAGGCAAAGAAAGCAAAAAAUUACGAAGGUGGUAAACCUGUAUUUCUUAGUGGAAUUUUCGCCAAAGUAUUGAGAGAAGAACAAUUAAAGAAGGCUCAAGAGGACGGAAAAGAUUGA